Puccinia triticina is the source of this 807-nucleotide messenger RNA. RefSeq lists its product as uncharacterized. The transcript is spliced from 5 exons. The record is from RefSeq and is a predicted model, not a curated record. Lineage: Eukaryota; Fungi; Basidiomycota; Pucciniomycetes; Pucciniales; Pucciniaceae. The coding region runs from base 1 to 807 and encodes 268 amino acids.
AUGGCCGAGGAGAAGAUGAUGGAUGAUCAGACGGCGCAGAAGAAGACCUCGAUCGGAGAUGAUGAUGAUGAUGAUGGUGAUGGGCCACUAGACGUCGAGCUGUCGAACUCGGCCCUGCUGCUUGUCGAUAUCCAGCAUGAUUUCGUGUCGGACGAGGGUGCGCUUGCGGUCGGGUCUGCUGGGGAGAUCUUGGCGACGGUCUACGGCCUGCUCGAUGACGAGGAAUUGGGCUGGAAGGCAGACUUCCAUCCGCCGGGGCAUAUCUCCUUCGCCUCGACCCACCAAGCCCAGCCGUUCACCCAGCUGACCACUGAUCUGGCUGGACGAUCGGACGGCGAGCCAGGCGGAUCAUCACUAGAAGUGCAAACAAGGACGAUCGAUCUCUGGCCAGACCAUUGUGUUCAAGGGACGAAGGGGAGUGAGCUGGAUGGGGGGAUCCAAGAGCGUCUCGAGCGAUUGAAGAGCGAGGGCCGGACGGUGAAAGUGAUCCACAAGGGCAUCCACCCGGACGUGGAGAACUAUUCGGCCUUCCUGGAUGAUGGUGCUGAUCGGCUGGAUGAGUUUCUGGGCUCGCUGGGUGUGCGGAAUGUGUUCGUUGCUGGGGACUUCUGUGUGAAGGCCUGCUGUGAAUCCGCCCUGCAGGCCGGGCUGCGGGUCUUCUGGAUCCGGGAUGGGAUCCGGAGUGUGGGCGGGGGGUCGGUCCAGAUGGGGGUGGAGUGCGCGCUGGCGGGGGCUGCGGCUGUGCAGGGGGGCUCCUUCCGGGUGGUGCGCGGGGGUGCGGGGGGUGUGCGGGGGCUGCUGUGCUGA